Messenger RNA from Stomoxys calcitrans (stable fly), 4364 nucleotides. RefSeq names its product thioester-containing protein 1 allele R1. Gene Ontology annotation, molecular function: endopeptidase inhibitor activity. The record is from RefSeq and is a predicted model, not a curated record. Gene Ontology annotation, cellular component: extracellular region. Bases 185 to 4303 code for a protein of 1372 amino acids. The transcript has 9 exons. NCBI's taxonomy places the organism in Eukaryota, Metazoa, Arthropoda, Insecta, Diptera, Muscidae.
AGUAGUUACAAACAGAAUGACGAAAUUAGUAUACCCCCCAUCUUAUGGUGGAGGGUAUAAAAAUAUACUCGUAAAAUAAACAAGAGAGCAAAUAUGUAAAGUCUCCCUCUUAUCAAGUGUGCCUUCAUGCGCCUUUCAUAAAAUAAAAAAUUCGCAUUCAGUGUCUUCCAACCUGUGAUUCAGCAUGCAUCAAUUCUCUACGACUUGUUCAAUCUUUCUGACAAUUUGUGCAACCUGUGUAUUAAGUGCAAACCAUUACUCGAUAGUUGCCCCCGCCACGAUACGCUCCAAUCGCAAUUACUCAGUUUGUGUUUCAUUGCAUGAUGCAUCGACAGCCGCCACUAUACGUCUCCGUCUACAUUCCCCGACAAGUUCCAUACAUUUAAGUCAAGAUGUUACGCUACAACCCUACGAAACAAAGCUGGUUGACUUUAUGCCACCCCGGCUCUAUGAAAAGUUCAAUUAUUCACUAACAGCUGAGGGAGUAAAAGGAAUUACAUUGAAUAAAACCCAAGAAUUGUAUGCCAUAACUGAAGGUGGACCGCGGGUAUACAUCGAAAGUGAUAAAGGUCUCUACAAGCCGGGAGAUGUUGUACAAUUUAGAGUAAUUGUUCUUAAUGAACAUGUGCAAAUAACAAGAAUCAUUGAACCGAUACGUAUUCAAAUUUUGGAUGCACAAAAAAAUCGUAUCAAGCAAUUUAAGGAUAUACAAUUGGAUCGUGGUGUUUAUGCAGCAAAAUUCCAGCUGUCUAAACAACCAAUUUUGGGUGAAUGGACUAUCACAGUUCACAUAAGCGGCAAAUACAACAUGGACAAGAACUACAGAUUUAAGGUGAUGAAAUAUGUUCUGCCCAAGUUUAGUGUACACAUUGAAAACGAUAGAUACAUGUGGAAUAAGGAUAACAUUUUGAGAGCUACUAUCUAUGGUAAAUAUACCUAUGGCAAAUACGUUCAAGGUACUGUGGAUGUUUCCGUCUUAGAGUCCUCAAGAGACUUUAAGUAUGCAAAAAACCAAACUGUUGAAAUCGGCGAUGGCGAGGUAAAAACUGAGGUGGUUUUUGAUGUACAAGAUGUAAGUUAUUCUUGGAAGUUGUAUAUAGUGGCGACGUUAAGGGAAAAACACACAAAUGUCACUGCGAGUGCUGAGAGCGAAGUACAAUUUCAAUAUGGUCGCUACAAUUUAUUUGUACCCGACUCUGGAAUCGGAUUUGGCGAUAAGAAACCGAAUCGCUUUGAACUUCAUGUGGAAAACUGGAAUGGGACUCCUGUAAGAGAUCGUACAACGCCGGUCUUUAUGCAUAUGAAAGAAAAGAAAUUGUCAUCACUUUUAGAUGAAAAUGGCGUAGCAGUAUUUGAAUUUGAAUACGAAACUACUGAUACGUUUGGAUUUAAUUACAAGGAUACGCAAUUCACAUUUAACAAUUUGUUUGUGGAGAGAUCCAGUUAUGCGAUCGAUGACUCCAACUGUAAAAUUAAAAUGAGUCCCAGAAGUUCUGCCGAUCUUUCUGAACCGCUUGAACUUAAAGUCUCCGCCAAUCAUACUAUUCCCUACAUGAUAUACACUCUAACAAGUCAUGGCAAUAUUGUACGCCAGGAAUAUAUUCAGUUGCCGUCAAAUCAGUACUCACAUACAUUUCGCAUUCAAGCCACUAUGGCAAUGGUACCUGACUCGUAUCUUUUUGUUUAUUAUAUUGUUGGUGAUCAACUGCAUUAUUGCGAAUUCACAAUCCGCCUGCCACACAAUUUUGUCAAUAAGUUAGCAAUAACUGCAGCAUCUAAUGUGAAGCCAGGCCAAAACAUAACCCUGAACGUAAAGGGUAACCCGAAUUCUCGGGUUUCCAUAAUAGCUGUUGACAAAAGCGUUCUACUACUCAAUUCGGAUAAUAUUUUGCAAAAGAAUAACAUUAUUUCAGAUCUGUUGUACGAUAGAUCACAUAAUAUUCAACGUCUAAGUGCACAUGAGUAUUUGCAUACUCCUGGGUACAGCGCAGGAGUGUUUAUAUUGACAAAUGCCAAGUACGAAGUGCACGUUUUUCGGAUUCCCAUGUUUCCGACACCCCUUAACACACCUACGCCUGUUCGAACUCUGUUCCCAGAGACAUGGAUAUUUAAAGAUAUUGACAUAAAUAAGGAGAACACCGCCCUCACUUUUCAAGUGCCAGAUACUAUAACAGCAUGGAUUGUCAGAGCGUUUUCGGUAAACGAUGAGACUGGCUUUGGAAUUUUAGACCACUCUCUAGACAUUGAGGCUUUUCAGCCCUUCUUCAUAAGUGUCACACUGCCUUAUUCAGUAAAAAGAGGAGAAAUUUUGGCAAUACCUGUUACAAUUUUUAACUACCUACAGCAGAGUCAUCAAACGGAAGUCAUUAUUGGUAAUAACGAUGAGAAAUUCCAAUUAAUAGACGACCAACUCAAACCCAUAGCUCUGAAACAAGAUUCUCGAACUAUCACUGUUCCAGCAAAUAAUGGAAAAAGUGUAGUAUUUAGAAUACAGCCCAAAAAGGUGGGCUAUGUUGAAAUUCGUAUUGUAGCCAAAAAUUCUGUAACUUCAGACGCUGUGGUACACAGACUUAAUGUCGAACCUGAAGGAAUAGCUCACAAUUAUAAUCAGGAUGAGUUAUUCACUUUGUCCAGCGGAGAACCUAGGCAUUUUACGUUUUACACCCAUAUACCUCGUGAUAUUGUUACUGAUUCGGAAUACAUAAUUUUAUCUGUGAGUGGCGAUAUAAUGGGUUCAACUUUGGAAAAUCUGGAUCAUUUGGUGCAAAAGCCCACAGGAUGCGGAGAGCAAAAUAUGGUUAAUCUGGUACCGAAUAUUUUGAUAUUGGACUAUCUAAAGGCAAUGGGCAAAUACAGCAACCACAUGGCAUUAGUGAGCAAAGCAAAAAAUUUUAUUGACAUUGGCUAUCAGCAGGAACUUACCUAUCGCCAUCCAAAUGGAGCCUUUAGUGUAUUUGGUCCCAACAAAUCCACAGAAAGCAAUUGGCUUACCGCAUAUGUUGUCCGAUUUUUCGCGAAAGCCAUUCCCCAUUCAGACAUAGAACCGAAAAUUGUUGAGGAAGGUCUUAAAUAUUUGGUAACCCAACAGUUGGAUGACGGCAGUUUUCCCCAUCGUGGACACCUCUUUCAACCUGCCCAUCAAAAUCAAUAUGGUUUUACGGCUUUUGUGAUGUUAACAUUUCUGGAAGAUGAGAAAUAUGCUCGAAAAUUCAAUGAUGCCAUCCGAAAAGGAAUGACUUUUCUCAAAAAUAACAUCAACAAUGUCCAUGAUAUAUACUCACUGGCUAUAAUGGUCAACACAUUUCAAAAGGCUGGAUAUGAAAUCCAGGCUAAGAAUAUACUCGAGAAAUUGGAUUCAAUGGCCCGAGAAGAGAAUGGUCUUAAAUGGUGGACAAGUAAUAACAAGAAUGAAGAAAGUGCCAAUGAUGUUGAGAUAACCGCUUAUAUUCUGUUGGCCAUGCCCGAAGGUCCUAGCAGUACAUACUUGCCCAUCUUUAAUUGGCUGAUCAAACAACGUACAAGUAAGGGAGGAUUUGGUUCGACACAUGAUACUGUAAUUGGAUUGCAGGCUUUAAUAAAGUACGCCGGCAAAUUGACGCCUACGCAGGACAAUCGAGUGAAGGUGCACUACACUGCCUGUGAUAGUAAAGAAAAAAAUCUUAAAGAGAAUAUUAUGCAGGUUGAUGUUGACAACGAGCUUAUAUUGCAGAGCGAGGAGCUGCCUCAAAAUACACGUUCGGUAAAACUUGAAAUUGCUGGCAAGGGUCGUGUGUAUCUUCAAUUCACCUAUCAGUUUUAUGUAAGCGAUUCCCCGCCAACUUCAAGGUUAGUUUCUCAAACAGAAAAGCCAGCUAUUCAAGAAACUACCACCGCAAGUCAACCUCGCGUAGUCCCGCGAAUGUUUGCUACCUCAGUCUACGAAUAUUUCAUCAUUAAUCCUAUUGCAAAAAUGGCUUCAUCGACAUCCAUGUCUCUAGGAGUUUGCUUUACAUACAAACCUUUGACAGAAGAAGAGAAGUUAACCAAUAUGGUCAUACUGGAAGUACAAUUCCCUUCCGGAUUCACUUCGAACAAUGCAAAUAUCGAGAAAUUGAGAGACGAAGAAAACAUAAGUCGAAUAGAUGUACAGAAUUCAGCAACAAAGAUUUUAAUUUACUUUGAAAGCUUGGAGGGCCACAAUGAACAGUGUCUUACAAUUUUGGCAGAUAAAAGUCACGAUGUGGAAUCGCUAAAGCCCUCACCCAUAGUAAUGUAUGAUUUCUACAAUGAUAAACGUCGUAACUCUGUUAUGUACAAACUUUAGAUGAUUUUGUGUAAAUAAACGCUGCCAAACUGUUAAGACAGGUUGGGCAAAAAUAACUUUA